AUGGCCGAAAAAGAAACCAUUGUCGUAAUAGGGUACGUCGUAUCCCAAUGCCACCCCCUCAACCACAACAACAGCACCACUAACCACCCCCACCCAUUCCAACCAAACAGAGCCGGCAUAAUCGGCCUCACAACAGCCCUCUACAUCCAACAACGCCUCUCCCCAUCCCAACGCGUCCUCAUUGCAGCCCGAGAUUUUCCUCACAGCACAUCCCUAAACUACGCCUCACCCUGGGCAGGCGCCCACUACCGUCCCGUCCCUGGCUCCAACGCCCAACACACCCGAGAAGAAACACAAGCCCGCCGCACCUAUGCACACUUCAAGACACUCGCGGCUCAGGAGCCGGGCGCAGGUGUUCAGUCCACUACUGGCAUUGAAUACCUCGAGAACCCGCCGGCGGAGUACCUCAACGAGAAGAACAUCCAGGCUGCGUAUGGGCAUUUGGAUGGGUUUGAGUACUUACAGCCCGGGCAGAUGCCGGGGGAUGUGAAAUGGGCUGUGAAGUAUAAGACGUUUGUGGUGAAUUCUCCCGUGUAUUGUGCGUGGUUGUUGAGGGAGUUUGUGUUGAGGGGUGGGGAGGUGAAAGAGUACACGUUCGUAGAUUUGAGGGAGGGGUUUUAUCUCGCGGAGAGGGUGAGGGCUGUGGUUAAUUGUUCUGGGUUGGGGUUUGGGGAUGAAAAGAGUUAUAUUAUUCGGGGGCAAACGUGUCUGGUGAGGAAUCCUUGCUCGGCUACUAUCACUCGACAGAAUAGCGAUGGCUCGUGGUCCUUCUGUAUUCCACGCCCAUUGGGUGGUGGGACAAUUAUUGGGGGCACGAAGCAGCCGCAUAAUUGGGAUCCUAAUCCGUCAAUGGAAACACGGGCCCAGCUAUUGGCGAAUGCUGCCAAGUGGUUUCCCUUCGAGGAGGGAAGUAAAGAAGAGUUCGAUGUGAUUCGUGAUAUUGUUGGCCGUCGACCAGCACGAGAGGGGGGCAUGAGGAUUGAAGUGGAGAAGAUAAAUCAAGGUCAGGAAGUGAUAGUUCAUGCAUACGGAGCUGGGGGUCGUGGUUUUGAAUUGUCCUGGGGUGUGGCAGAGGAUGUUUACGACUUGAUGCGACAAAACGGAUUAAUAAAGGCAAAAGCCUCGCUAUAG
Aspergillus niger is the source of this 1131-nucleotide messenger RNA. RefSeq lists its product as uncharacterized. Gene Ontology annotation, molecular function: FAD binding; D-amino-acid oxidase activity. Bases 1 to 1131 code for a protein of 376 amino acids. NCBI's taxonomy places the organism in Eukaryota, Fungi, Ascomycota, Eurotiomycetes, Eurotiales, Aspergillaceae. The record is from RefSeq and is a predicted model, not a curated record. The transcript is spliced from 2 exons.